AUGCACGUCGACGGCGAUCUGGGCGGCGGUGAUCUGAGCGACCUGGCGGUGUCCGCGCUCGAGCUGCUGCAGUGGAAGGAGGUGGAAGGCGCCGCGGCGCUCGUCGCGCCGCUGCACACGCUGCUCUCCGCGCUGCUGCCGCGCCUCGGCUCGAUCGCCGCGCCGCACGGCGGCGACGCCGCUGACGAGGACGCCAGCGGGGACGAGCAGGAGGGGCGCGCCGGCGGCGCCGCCGCCGCGGCGGGCUCUGCGGCUGCGGGCUAUGCGUCCCAGCUGGCUCUGCUCGCCCUCCGCCGCCUCGCCCCCGGCGGGGACGCCGCCGCCGCGGUUGUGGCUCGCGGCGCGCUGCCGGAGGGCUUUGACGUGACGCUCGUUCUGGCGGUGUUGGCGGCGGCGCCGGACGCGGCGCUGCGCAACGCGGCGCUGGGGCUGUUGGAGUCGCUGGCGCGCGGCGCACCCGAGGCGAUGCUGGGGCACGUGCUGGAGGCCAUGCGGCUCAUCCAGCACUCUGCCGCGACCACCGACGACUCCCACUCCCAAGCCGCCGCCGCCUCGGCCCUCGCCGCCGUCGUGCCCGCGUGGGUCGCCGCGGGCCGCGACGCCGCCGAGCUCUGGGCGUCGCUGGUGGGCGCGCUGGGCGCGGUGCGGCCGCACAGGCGGCUGGCGCUGCUGGCGACGCUGCUGCGGGCGCUGCCGCAGGAGUCGGGCCUUCCGGCGGCCCUGCUGGUGAUGCUCCAGCGCGCAGCUGCCGACGCGGCGGCGCCGAAGCCGGCCCCCAAGGCCGCUCCCAAGGCCGCCACGCCCAAGCGCGGCGCCAAGGCGGACAAGGGGCAGGGGCGGGAGGAAGGCGCCGAGCAGCUGCCGGAGGGGCCACCGGAGCACGAGUGGCUGCCCGAGCUUGCGGCGGCGCUGUGCGAACAGGUCCCUGCGGCGGAGCGGCUUGCGGCGCUGUCUUCAGUCCUCGAGGCCUCCGCCGCGGGCCAGGAGCCCCAGCGGCCGCUGCCGCGCCUGGCGGUCAUCUUCGCCACCUCCCAGCUCAAGAGCAAGCCGCUCGCUGCGGCAGCACGCGCCGAGUCCGCGGCGGCGGCCGCUGCCGGCGCGGGCAUGGGCGCGGGCGCAGACGCCGGCGCCGCUGCCGCGCCUGUGCUGGCCGGCUGCCUGUCGGUCAUGCAGCAGGCUCUGCUGCACCUGCAGUUGCUGCACCCCACAGGCGGCGCCGAGGAUGACGAUGACGAGCUCCUAACCUUGGACGAGCGCGCCGGAGAGGCGGACAGCGCCGCCGCUUUGGCAUCGCCGUUGCAGCAGCAGCAGCCGCCGAAGCUGAGCAAGAAGCAGCGGUCGGUCAACGCGGCGACGCGCGGCCUGUACGGCCUGCUGGCCGCGCUGAGGGACCUGAUGGAUCCGACGGAAUUCCUGCGGGCGCUGCUGGAGAUCUCGGAUCACCCCUCGGAGGAGCGGCGCCACUGCGGCAGGCUGCGCUGCUCGCGGCCGGCGCGGCGGUCUCGCGUUUCGGCGCCGCGCGGCUGGGCGAUGCGCUGGCGGCGCUGA
Monoraphidium neglectum is the source of this 1548-nucleotide messenger RNA. RefSeq lists its product as hypothetical. Bases 1 to 1548 code for a protein of 515 amino acids. The record is from RefSeq and is a predicted model, not a curated record. Gene Ontology annotation, biological process: maturation of SSU-rRNA from tricistronic rRNA transcript (SSU-rRNA, 5.8S rRNA, LSU-rRNA); positive regulation of transcription by RNA polymerase I. Gene Ontology annotation, molecular function: snoRNA binding. Gene Ontology annotation, cellular component: small-subunit processome; t-UTP complex; 90S preribosome. Lineage: Eukaryota; Viridiplantae; Chlorophyta; Chlorophyceae; Sphaeropleales; Selenastraceae. The transcript is spliced from 6 exons.